AAGACAAUUAGCAACACAAGAGAAGACAGUCAAAGAUGUCUAAGGUUAGGAAGAGAGCUGUUCUGGUGGGAUGCAACUACCCAAACACAAGGCUCAGGUUGCAAGGAUGCAUCAAUGAUGUGUCAAGCAUGGAAGAGUUGAUCGUGAACGAAUUUGGCUUUAAUCAAGACAAUGUUAAGUACUUGGUUGAUGAACCAGGCACGUCGCCUGAGGGUUUGCCUACUCGUGCAAACAUUAUGGCUGCACUCGAGGAGAUGGUGGAUGCUUCUGCAUCAGGUUAUAUACUGUUUUUUCACUUCAGUAGACAUGGAACAACCUUUUUAUCCUUGAAACCUGGCGAAUCCUACCAGGAAGAAGAAGCAAUUGUUCCUUGUGAUUUAAAUCUCAUCACCAACAUGGACUUGAGGCGCUUGAUUCAAAAGCUACAACCAGGAACAAGCUUCACAAUCCUAUCAGAUUCAUGCCACAGUGGCGGACUGAUUGACAAAGACAAAGAACAAAUUGGACCUACUAGAAUGAAGGGUAUACCACUUCCAGUUUACUACAAGUCUAGGGGCAUUUCUAUUGGAUCCAUAAUGGAUUACCUGCAUUCGGUUACGGAUGCAUCCAAACUGGAACAAAUGUUGCGAUAG
Hibiscus syriacus is the source of this 632-nucleotide messenger RNA. Its product is annotated as metacaspase-9-like. Gene Ontology annotation, molecular function: cysteine-type endopeptidase activity. NCBI's taxonomy places the organism in Eukaryota, Viridiplantae, Streptophyta, Magnoliopsida, Malvales, Malvaceae. Gene Ontology annotation, biological process: proteolysis. The transcript is spliced from 2 exons. The record is from RefSeq and is a predicted model, not a curated record. The coding region runs from base 36 to 632 and encodes 198 amino acids.